Molecule: messenger RNA, 735 nt
Organism: Helianthus annuus (common sunflower)
Lineage: Eukaryota; Viridiplantae; Streptophyta; Magnoliopsida; Asterales; Asteraceae
Exons: 2
Coding region: 1-735 (244 amino acids)
Source: RefSeq, a predicted model, not a curated record
AUGAAGAAUGCAUACGAUAAUCUUAAAGCCAAAUACGUAGGUUGGGUGUAUUUGAAAAACAAAACCGACAACAUAUACAACCCUCAAACAAGCACUUUACCCUUAACGAAGGAGGAAUGGGAAGAAUUUAAGAAGGGGCAUCCAAAGGCUGCAUCAUUGAAGACAGUUCCAUUUCCUUUUCCAGAACUUUGUGCAGAAUUGUUUGAUGGAAAUACUGCCACUGGAAAUUGCAAGUGGACCUCAACCCAAACAACAUCCGGGGUUGGAUAUUCUUCUCAUCGUGUCCAAUCGCUUAUGAUUACGGACACCCAUUAUCAUGACACACAAGAUGAUGCCGGCACCUCUGAGCCUACUUUCGAGCCCACUUCUGAGCCUAAUCCUGAGCCCACUUCUGAGCCUACUUCCGAGCCCACUUCUGAGCCUAAUUCGGAGCCUAAUCCAAACAAAAGGGCCAAAAUCUCAAAAUCAUCUAUUAACCAUGAUGAUUUAGCACGUGAUAUGCAGAAGGCUCUACAGGUUUUGAUUAAAGGCAAAGAAGGGCCAACAGUUCGUGAGUGUUCUGAGAAGUUAAAGUUGGUUGGGUUAGACCCGGUAGAUCCUAUAUUCUUAACUGCUUUUCACAUUUUUGGGGUGUCCGCCGACAUGAGAGAGGCGUGGAUGGCAUUGCCAGAAAUUCCCGAGGUCUUAAGAGGGUGGAUCGGGAUGACGGCAAAAAGUUUAGGCCUGCUAAAGUAG